Messenger RNA from Calypte anna (Anna's hummingbird), 2390 nucleotides. RefSeq names its product zinc finger protein 652 (gene ZNF652). Gene Ontology annotation, cellular component: nucleus. NCBI's taxonomy places the organism in Eukaryota, Metazoa, Chordata, Aves, Apodiformes, Trochilidae. The record is from RefSeq and is a predicted model, not a curated record. Gene Ontology annotation, molecular function: RNA polymerase II cis-regulatory region sequence-specific DNA binding; DNA-binding transcription activator activity, RNA polymerase II-specific. Gene Ontology annotation, biological process: regulation of transcription by RNA polymerase II.
CGCGCGUGCGCGCGGCGGCGGCAGUCGCGAGACUGGUGGCCACGUAGCGCUGCGGCGGCAGUCAGUGGGUGAGGGGGGGAGGAGCGGGAGUGUGAGCCGCGUCCGCUCGACGGGGCCUGUGCCUGAGGCAGCGGCUGCUCGAGUGUUUGAGAGGGAGGGGAGGGUGGCGAGCGGAGGGAGGCCCCCCCCCGGCCGUCCUGCCCUCCGCCCUCCCGCCUCGCCUCCUCCAUCACCCGCCCUCCGCCGCCUCGCCUGUGCCCCCCUCCCCUCGCUGCCCGGCAUGGAAGGCGGCGGGGGCGGCCCUGAGGGGAUCGGCCUGGAUCAAAUGUUCAAUGGUUCUUCUGGCAACUAUCUUCAGAAGAAUAAUUACUCCUGUUCUGCUCUUGCCAUAAUCCCAGGAUUCUGUGACCUACUCAGCAGUGCUAAAUACCAGCAGAGAAUCACAUUUUCUUCAUUCUGUGUAGAUGGAACAGGAAUCACUCUUGAGAGUCCAUACGGAUUUUAAGCUGCUUACUUGGUUUUCUGGGAUUCAAGGUGCUCCAUGAAUCAGGGCCCCCCAAAUGAGUCAAACAGCCAAUUCUUGCCAACAGUUGGUUGAGAACUGUGCCACACAUGUAGCAGGGAUGGCGCAAGAGGACAGUCGCCGCGGUCAAGUGCCACCCACGUUUUAUCAUGGUGCCAGCCAGGAGCUUGAUCUGUCCACCAAAGCGUACAAGAGAGAGUCAGGAAGUCCUUACCCUGUGUUGGUGGACAGCAAAAUGAGUAAACCACAUCCUCCAUGAAGAGAGGAGCAGCCAUAUUUCAGGGAGAAACAGAUCGGUAGGAGAGGUCCGGCUGUGAAAGAAGAUAGAGAAAACUCUGACGACUCUGAGGAGGAGGAAGAAGAGGAAGAUGAAGUGACUUACAAAAGGGAGCAGAUUAUAGUAGAGGUAAACCUUAACAACCAAACAUUAAAUGUAUCAAAAGGGGAGAAGGGUGUCCCCUCCCAGUCCAAAGAGACUGCUGUUCUUAAGACCAGCAGUGAGGAAGAGGAGGGUGACAGUGGGGACGAGGCCCUUGAAGACAGUAAUGAUUAUGAGGAAAAUGAGAGGCAGAAGAAAAAAGAGAAAAGAGUGGAAAAAGUUAGUGUUGCACAAAGGAGAACAAGGAGAGCUGCAAUCUGCUGCAGCAGCCACAACUUCCCCAUCACCCAGAACUACAAGGUCGUAGAAAGAGUGUGGAGCCCCCCAAGCGUAAGAAGAAAGCUGCAAAGGAGCCCAAGGCACCUGUGCAGAAUCAAAAUGUGACGAGAAGGAGACUUUACCUGUGAGAAGUGCCCCAGGGUGUUUAACACUCGCUGGUACCUGGAGAAGCACAUGAACGUCACUCACAGGCGCAUGCAGAUCUGCGACAAAUGUGGGAAGAAAUUUGUUCUAGAAAGUGAGCUGUCCUUCACCAGCAAACAGACUGUGGAAAAAAAUAUCCAGUGCGUUUCCUGUAAUAAAUCCUUCAAGAAGCUCUGGUCCCUCCACGAACAUACCAAGAUAGUCCAUGGAUAUGCAGAAAAGAAAUUCUCUUGUGAGAUUUGUGAAAAGAAGUUCUACACCAUGGCCCACGUGCGGAAACACAUGGUUGCACACACAAAGGACAUGCCAUUUACAUGUGAAACCUGUGGAAAAUCUUUCAAACGCAGUAUGUCUCUCAAAGUACAUUCCCUACAGCAUUCUGGAGAGAAACCUUUCAGAUGUGAGAACUGUGAUGAGAGGUUUCAGUACAAGUACCAGCUGCGUUCCCACAUGAGCAUCCACAUUGGGCACAAACAGUUCAUGUGCCAGUGGUGUGGCAAAGACUUCAACAUGAAACAGUACUUUGAUGAGCACAUGAAAACACACACUGGAGAGAAGCCCUUUAUCUGUGAAAUCUGUGGGAAAAGCUUUACCAGUCGCCCAAAUAUGAAGAGGCACCGCAGAACUCACACAGGGGAGAAGCCGUACCCGUGUGAUGUCUGCGGCCAACGCUUCCGCUUCUCCAACAUGCUGAAGGCACACAAGGAGAAGUGCUUCCGUGUCACCAGCCCUGUCAACGUCUCACCUGCUGUCCAGAUCCCCCUCUCCACGACUUCUUCUGCCACCACGGUCCCUGCUGUAGUCAGUGUCCCUACCGCCCCAACUCCACCCAUCAACCUGAACCCAGUGAGCACGCUUCCUCCGCGCCCCAUUCCCCACCCCUAUUCACACCUUCACCUACACCCUCAUCCUCACCAUCCACAUCAUCUCCCAGUCCCCCCUGUUCCUCAUUUACCCCCCCCUCCAGCUCUUUUUAAGAGUGAGCCUUUAAAUCAUAGAGGCCAGAGUGAGGACAGCUUUCUGAGACACCUGGCAGAAAAAAACAGUUCAGCACAGCACCACUAA